Falco peregrinus (peregrine falcon) is the source of this 10517-nucleotide messenger RNA. RefSeq names its product cholinergic receptor muscarinic 2 (gene CHRM2). The transcript is spliced from 3 exons. Gene Ontology annotation, molecular function: G protein-coupled acetylcholine receptor activity. NCBI's taxonomy places the organism in Eukaryota, Metazoa, Chordata, Aves, Falconiformes, Falconidae. Gene Ontology annotation, cellular component: plasma membrane. The coding region runs from base 2682 to 4124 and encodes 480 amino acids. The record is from RefSeq and is a predicted model, not a curated record. Gene Ontology annotation, biological process: adenylate cyclase-activating adrenergic receptor signaling pathway; regulation of heart contraction.
UUCAACAUAUUGAAGGCACCCUACUGGUGGACAAGCCUGCUUUAUGUGGUACCUGCCUUUCUGUGCCUCUAGAUGGAGAUCCUAUCCAUUUAACUCAGCCCUUUAGAGGUAACUGUGGGAUGCUUCAAUAGGAGCUCCAUUUUGCUUUUCAUACUCUAUAGACCAAAAAUUACUUUGUUCUCCGAUUCCUGAGUUAUAAAACUAUUUUGAUCUUAACAACUGGAGUUCUGGACACACACUCCUCUUAAAACUUACCUGAAAAAAGGAAAGAAAAUGCUAUUCUGGUCUAGCUUUCUACAAAGUGUCCUGAAUUAUUUACUUUGCCUGGAAUGUAGUGGUGAAACCCUCUGUCCUUUCAGUUGCCAUUCUGCAAACCCACUCCAAGAAGUAAGCACCUCUGACAAGCUGUGUGCACUGUUGCAGGUGGGACUCAGAAGGAAUUAUAUGAACUGUUGUAUUCAGUCACCUUUGCCAUACGGGCAACCAUAUGAUAUGGUUCCAUCAGAGCACAGAGGAAAGCUUUGCCAUAACUUCACCAAGACACUUGACUAUUUGCUUGCUGGUUUGAGACCAAGGGUUCUUUACACACAAUCCUAGCAAGAAUAAGGAGACACAUAAGUGGAAGUAUAUCCUCUAGUCCAGGAGGUAAAACCCCCUUUUUGUAGAUCAAAACCAGUUAGAUAAAAACAUGCCUAUUAAGCAUAUUUUUCAGGUUUGCCCAAUGCAUCAAGAUGCUGAAUUUAGCUUGUAAUGAUGUCAGCUGCCCAAAGACAGAAUGCAAAUUCUUUCUUGAUUACACAGGUCCUGAAAAACAAAGACAUAUCUGUAGCCAAGACCAUACUUACAGAAAGAUAAUUAAGUGCCCUAGUACCAGUGGGCAACUAAUAGCAUAGCAAGAGUAGUAGUAAUGACAACAGCACCAAUAUAGUAGAAAUACAUAAUUAUCAAGACCAUAGAGGAAAAACUGCUUCUUUUUUUGCUAUUUCCUGAAACGAGAUGUAUUAUGCUGUGGUUGUUUGGUUUGUUUUUUGGGUUUUUUUUUUCUAUGCUGCUUAUAAUUUUCUCUGUGUAAUUUGGAAUACAAACCAGUUGGGCUUGUGGCACUGUAUUUGUCAGUUUUAGACUAUAAGAAGAGCAGUGAGUAGGAUUUAGUUAAUAGCUGUACAAAUCCUCAGACCCUAACAAUAGCACUGAGGCAGCGAUAUUGAUGCUAGCACUGCCACCUACUCAUGUACAGUUCCCUGCUGACUUUGGGUGGGUAUUUUUAUUUUUGCUUUAUUUCAGUUGUUGUUAGUGGCACAAUGUUAGUUUGCUUUUGUUAAUUCUCUACAACUCUGAUCUACUUGUUUCAAGAUUUAUUUUGCCCUUAGGUACCCUUCAGGAUGAGAUGGGGGAAAGUAGAUCCAGACAGGCCCACAGAAUAUCUUUUUUUGUAGGAUAUGUGUUGAUUGAGAAAAACAAAAAUACAUGAAAAUAAGAAGAAUAGACCACACCAAGGCAGCAACACUUUGCAAAGAUGUUUCUAGUUUCAAACAGAUUGUAGAAAGUAGCUCAUGUGGUGAAGAUUUUAGUCUGGUAUUUGGGAAUUUUCUGAAAUGCAUUUUUUACUAAAAGCCCAGACUAGAUCUGUAAUCUCUCUUAAAGUCUGUAAUAAAUCCUAACUAAUGUACCUAGUAUAUUUGUCACAAGCUUAGAGGUUUUGUUUCUCUCUUUUUUUUCACACCAUGGCUUUAAAUGGUGCCAGGAAGGAAUUUAGAAUCAAACCCAGUACAGUUCAGGAUGAAAAUCAGUUCAGGAACAAAAAUUAAACCUAUUAUUGCUACAGCAAAAGUCAAAUCCAUUUUACAUAGAUUCAGACUGGAGAGGAACUGGAUCAAAGAGGGGAAGUUAAAAAAGCAAAAUUUACUUCUGUUUGAGAUUUGAGUGCUGAAAAGCGUUGAGUAGCAAUGUACAUAGGUUCCUGGGUUAAUGCCAUUUAAAUCACAAAUAUAACUUUCAGGUACAGAUCAUUUGUUGUUUCUUUCAUGUCUUGACCUUUAUAUGCUUUCAGAGGAUUAAAAAAAAACAUUAAAUCCUUACCAUAUUUAACUUGGCAAUAGGCACAAUACAGAGGAAGGAUUUGUCUAACAAACUUUGACAGGCAUGGUGUAUCAGCCAUUUUUAAAAAAACAUAUACAACAUUUCUACAGUUUGUUUUGUGACAAAUGCUGGAGAUCUAUUCCAAAUUUGAAAUUACAAUGAUUGCUACAAGAUUCAUCUGUACCAAAGGGGUGGGAUCCUGUCAGGGCAAGUAGAAAGCACAGUCAGCAGAAUGCAAUACCUAAGUAGCUACUGUUUGAUUUUUUAGCCAGUGUCCAAGAAACAAAAGAUGAAGAAAUAGAUCCAUUUGACGUUGACUCAGGAAAAGAAUUUUCUAAUUUUGAGGAUCAUGAUCCUAAGGGAUCAUGCAGUCCUUGUCCCUUCUCCUUGUCCUCCCAUUUCUGCAGGCCUCCUCCUCAGGGUCUGCAAUAGAAUAGGAUGAAUAACCUCGAUGGCAUCAUUUUGCUUUCUCACACUCACCACGGUUCCCUUUUACAAUGAACCAGCCUACAGAUGUCAACCACCAGACCUCUGUUUUGCUGUUCCAAGCAACUACUAGGGAGGCUUAAGUGAUAACUGGGUAUCUUGUUAGCAGAGCAGAAAUGAAUAACUCAACAUAUAUAAACUCUUCCACUGAAAAUGUGAUGGCUUUGGAGAGCCCCUAUAAAACUGUUGAGGUGGUCUUCAUCGUCCUGGUAGCAGGGUCUCUCAGUCUAGUCACCAUAAUUGGCAACAUCCUGGUCAUGGUGUCGAUCAAAGUCAACAGGCACCUGCAGACUGUCAACAACUAUUUCCUGUUCAGCUUGGCUUGCGCUGACUUGAUCAUCGGCAUCUUUUCCAUGAACCUGUACACCCUCUACACUGUGAUAGGCUACUGGCCCUUGGGGCCUGUGGUGUGUGACCUCUGGCUGGCUCUUGACUAUGUGGUCAGCAAUGCCUCUGUAAUGAACCUCCUCAUUAUCAGCUUUGACAGAUACUUCUGUGUCACCAAACCUCUGACAUAUCCUGUAAAGCGGACCACCAAGAUGGCAGGCAUGAUGAUUGCAGCUGCAUGGGUGCUGUCCUUCAUUCUGUGGGCCCCUGCAAUUCUCUUCUGGCAGUUCAUUGUGGGAGGAAGGACUGUCCCAGAUGGAGAUUGCUACAUCCAGUUUUUUUCUAAUGCUGCUGUCACUUUUGGUACUGCCAUUGCAGCUUUCUAUUUGCCUGUUAUCAUCAUGACUGUCCUUUACUGGCAAAUCUCUCGAGCCAGUAAGAGUCGGAUAAAGAAAGGGAAAAAGGAAGCUGCCCAAAACCAAGAUACAGUUUCCCCCAGCCUUGUCCAAGGUAAAAUAGUGAAACCAAACAAUAACAACCUCCCAACCAGUGGGGAUGGGUUGGAGCACAGCAAAAUUCAGAAUGGAAAAACCACUGGAGAGACUGUGACAGAGAACUGUGUUCAAGGGGAGGAGAAGGAGAGCUCCAAUGACUCCACCUCUGUCAGUGUGGUUGCUUCCAACAUGAAAGAGGAUGAAGCUGCCAAAGAUGCCAGCCAGGCUUCCGCAUCCCAAGACCAUCUCAAAGCAGAGAACUCCAAGCUGACGUGCAUCAGGAUAGUCACCAAGUCCCAAAAGAGUGACUGCUGUGCACCCACCAACACUACCGUGGAGAUUGUAGGCACCAACGGGGAGGAGAAGCAGAAUAGUGUAGCACGGAAAAUCGUCAAGAUGACAAAGCAGCCAGCCAAAAAGAAACCACCUCCUUCUAGAGAGAAAAAAGUGACAAGGACUAUUUUGGCUAUCCUCCUGGCCUUCAUCAUCACCUGGACCCCAUACAACGUGAUGGUGCUCAUCAACAGCUUCUGCACAUCCUGCAUCCCCGGCACUGUGUGGACCAUAGGUUAUUGGCUUUGCUAUAUCAACAGCACCAUCAACCCUGCUUGCUAUGCCCUCUGCAAUGCUACUUUCAAGAAGACGUUUAAGCACCUUCUUAUGUGUCAUUACAAGAAUAUAGGAGCUACAAGCUUUCUUGUCCAGGGCACAAAGACUGAAUAUCAAAGGAAGUUGUAAAUUCGAAGAAAGGUCUCAUCCAGUCAGCCACUACAGUGGCCAAACAGAGGGCCUCAGGUGAAGAAUAAGAACAAGGUUAUUACUAGGAAAAUGGAGGGAAGCUAAAUCCUUUUAAAAUCUGAUGUACAAAUGAAGAGGUUUGCUGAGGCUCCACAGAAUGAAUAGUUAAUAUUGGAUGACCGUGCUCUUGAGCAGUCAAAAGAUGAUUCACAUUUAUUGAGGAAAUGAACAAGACGGACUGACAUGCCCACAUGGAUCAAGCUCUGCCUAAGUCCUCAGUGUGAAACCAGUGUCCUUCCUGGGUGUAUCCUGGACAAGAUGUUUACUUUGUGGAAAAGAUAUUGGCUAUAUUGCCUUUUGUACCAGCUGGGAGCAAUAUUUUGACUGUAAGCCAAGGGAUAACACUAAUAAAAAGGCAGAGAGGAAAACAGUGAAUUCACAAAACCAGAUACUGAAAUAGUCUGGAUGGGAGGCUGGCAGGGGUCAAGUUCAAAUAUUACCUGCUACUCCAACCAGUUCAAAUUCAGAUUCUCUCUGCCUGGUAACGAAUUUACUAUUUCAAUAUUUGAUAUUUACUGUAGCACUGAGCGGACAGAAGAAAGUGUAUCAGAUGACUGAAAAUAGCAAUUGUCUGCGAGUUAUGCAUAUUCUAGUUACCUCCUUCUUAGUAACUCUAACUUCCAGGCACUAGGGAAGGUAGACCUACAGGUUUUAUUACCCAAAAAAGUAGCUUGCUGCAUAGACAGUGUCCUAAGAGACUGUCUUCUGGAUUGAAAGCCACCUACCAAGUAGGACACCAAAUCAUUCUGUUAUUUCAUGCUACCACUUUAGAGUCUUCCAAAAUGCACUGCAAAAUAGCAGCCUUCAAGAUUACAGGGAAAUUAAUCUUGCAGACUUAACUUUUACAUUUGACGAGCUUAUUGAAACACAGUGUCAAAGCACUUUGGCAAUAUGACAAUUUUCAUGUUUCGAAGUACAAAUUCCUAGCAGAAGGUGAAAAUGAGGAGGAUUAAACUGCAGUAAAUUAAGGCCACAUUAAUCUCAGGAUUAAUGUGUCUUAAUAUGCAUUCAUUGAUUUUAGACCCCUAGUGAUUUCAUUCUAAUAUAUCUAAGUGUCUCCAUACAGCCAAGGGUCUAAUUUUGCAAUCCUUACUCACCUUGAGUCAUAUCUACUAUACUAUUUUCAUCUUCCUGCUUGUAAGGAAGAAUAAUUCAAUGAUAAGGCUUGCAAAAUUGAGUGCUGCUUGUCUUUUAAAACUACAUUCACCAGGCUUAUCUUGACAGGUCAGAGGAAAGAUUUACAUGAUCAUUUCUACUUCAUUCAUCCUUCUACAGUGUUAAAAAAUUCAGAUAAAAACCAAAGAUAAAAUGAAAUCUGUUCAUCUGUUAAUUUCAUUUUCUUUAGAAAAGUUUCAUAAAAGGAACACACCUGCUUCUUUCUUUCAGCAAGUGCUAUGGGUAUCAAUAGUACAGGUACUCAAAUUGGGAAAUAAUGGUUUGUAUAUUCUUAUCUAAUCUUUUAGGUCCAGUUUUCCAACAGGUGUGCAAAGCCUUUAUUCUGACCUUUGAAACUGUCACUUGUUUAUAAGUUAUGAAACCUUCUAACAGCUAGGGACACUUCUACAAGUUAAAAAGUGCAAAUUAGAGAUUACAAUUAUACGUUUUCGACACUCAAAAUAGCAUGCAAAAAAAAAAUAAAUUUGGGGCCAAUAUUAUGAAACAAACAAAAAAACCCCCAAACCUUGAGUUUGAAGCUUUCAAGCACUUUUCUCUAGCACCAUUCCCCACUUUUGAUCCUAAAGGAUAGCAUGCUUUGGUUUGUGUUAUAGUACAUUUAAAAGGCUCGCAGGACACACAAUUGUGAGUUUCCACCUUGUACCAGUUCAAUAAAAAAAUAUUCCCAUGGUACAUCCACAUUCACAGCCAACUACACAAUGUAAAAGUAGAUGACAUAAUGCACCUACACAUGUAUGCACAGGCAUGCAAACACACACCCCAAAGUGAUUUAUAUACAUGGAAAAUAUUCACAUAACUCUCAAGAUAUUGCAUGGGGUUUUGUCUGUGUUGCACUCGUUGGGAACUGGUGGGAGGUGCAGAGCCAACAGUUACUCAUGACACUGUCUACCCCUUCCACAAGGCAGAGAGGAGGCAGAGCCUGCCCUGAGAUACUGGGAACCUCGUGGGUCUUCAGCUGAUUGUGGCUUAUUAAAAAAAAAAAAAAAAGGGGGGGGGAUAAUCUUUCCAAGAUGCAAAAUAGUUUGUUCUUUUGAACAUCUUUUGAGCUUUCAUGUCUUUCCUUUGUGUCCCAAACCACGUUCACCAGGUUUCACUUCCCUUCUGAGUGAUAGUUCUGCAAGAUCUAGAUGUCGGUCUUGAAGAGCAGCGCUCCCUGGGUACCUCCUCCAGCUUCCCCAGCUGUCACCUGCGCCCCGUCGCCCACAAGGCCCCAGGUGCUGCUGGUGCUGCCACAUCUUCACCUUGGGCUUGGCCGGAGGAUCCCAGCGGCAUGUCCACACCAUGUGCUGUGCUGGCCACUUUUGUUUCACACAGAAAUUGAGCAAACUGUGCAGGUGAUGCAUGAGAAAAAUAACAGAAAACAAUGACAAAAAACUACAGCUAGCACUUCUUGCCCUUUCCUUUUCUUCCUCUUAAUUAUUUCCAGAAACAAGCUAAAACGGAAAAGGCCCACCCAAUCUUUGGCAGCAACCCUGCUGCAGCAGGAUCUGUCAUGUCGGCAGCUCAUGGGGAGUGACUGGUACUGUCACGGGCUGGUCCUACCUUCACUCUCCAGGGAGAGAACAACAGCCUGAAGAUAAGUCCAUCCAGCUGGCACCUUUUCUGAGCCUGAAAGGCAUCUGUGGUUUAAAAAAUAAAAAGAGAGGGAGGAAAAGAGAAAGAAAGAGAAAACCUGAAGUAAUGUUGAGGAAUCUGUUUUCCAGCGAGGACUAAACCUAACAAAAAUUUUUGUCAGACUUCUUUCUGUUUGGGAUUUUCAUUUGAUUUACUAGGAUUCAUGAGGAUCUGUUCAGAGAUAGCAAAGUGUUUGAACAUUGCCUGAUGAAAAAUCAUCCAAAGGCAACAAACACUUCUAUAUAGGUCAGAUUACUUUUCUUUCUUUCUUACCUCACAAACGCUCAUGGGGAUAGAAGUAAUCAAAUAGACCCCAGGGAUCAGUUGUUUGACAUCUACAAAGCACGAAGGGGGCAAAAGCAAGUGUUAAAUCUAUCACACCUCUGUUUUAUAUUUUUCUGGUGGAGGAAAAUGUAUUUACAGAGGAGGCAUCUUUAGUGAGCGUGGCCAUGGUGAGAACAGCCCACACAUCGGUGAGAAAACCUUCAGGGUGGCCCAGCUGCUCCUGGCCAUCCCGGCCAGGCCAGGAGCACAAGGGAAUGGGCAUUUUUUUUGUUUGUGUUCUUAUCUCCUGAUGGAUUUGAAUGUGUCCAUGUGUCUGCUUUGCAGUGGGCCUUCCUAGUAAACUCACUGCCCCCUUCUCCAGUUUUGACUGAUUUUGAUCCCAGUUCUUCAUUCCUAUGGAUGCAACAGCUGCCCCAGUGCUGCCUGGGGAUACAGGUCCUGGUUUCGCCUGUGGUGCUGAGGUGGCACACUUUGAAUUUUUCACUUCCACUGACACCACUUCCCCUUGCCACUUCUGUUGCCAAAAAAUGGUCCUGGCCUUGCAGUAUAAAUGGGUAAAGCAUCCUCACAGCCGUCAUGCUGCAAAGCUGAUGUGAUGCAGCUGGGGCAGGCAGGAAGAGUGCUGCUGAUUUUUGUUUUCCCUUCCUCCCCUUACAAUAAUUCCUAAAAAUCUUUAUUUUUUUUGACAAAUCAGGAUGCUUCUUGUGAGAAGCUAAAGUCUUAGGAAAGAAACAGCAAGAAAACAAACUUUCUUUCUCUGUGUGGGGAGUGUUUGCUGACAGGUAGUGGGUUUGGACUCUAAUGCUUUUGAUAUUUUUUAAAGAUCACUUCCUAGAUGGCUCUGUGCUCUCAACUGACAGCAGUGCAAGUGGUAAAAGUUGAGAAGCAAAAAGUAGGUGUUUUACAUCCCUGGCUCUACAGAUGUUUUAUAUAACAUGUCCAGAGACAUUUGCUAGGGUGCAAUUUCGAUACAGUAUUGCUUUUAUUUCUCUUGUAUAUCAUGAAAAGCUCUAGACUUUAAAGAUUUUUUUUUUUUAAAUUUAUAGAAAAUCUUUCUCUGAGGGAAGCUGAGAGAUGGUCCUUAAUUUGCUGUGGCUCCUUUUUUCAUUUCUUUGCCUGUCUUUCCUCUUUUGUCAUAGUCUUGACAAAAAGCUUUCCUCCUCCCUCACUUUAACAAGUAUGUUGCCUGCAUUUCAGCUACAGGUGUGCAAUUUCUCUUGCCUUUCAGGCACUGAAUGCUGGCAUUCAGAUUCCUAAACCCCACCAAAAUAUUGCCUUCUCUAGCACGCGGAUCCCCCUCCACUGAAGCCCGCACUACUGUAUGGAGUGAGAAGUUCCAUAAAUCCUUUCUGCAUGGGUUUUAAAUUGGAAGUAAGAAACCCACCAGCCCUUGUGUGAAACAGACAAGUCAAUUCUCUUCUUCCCCAGUUUUGUCACCUCCAUAUUAGAAAGAACAGUGGAUAGCAGCAAAGAGUGAAUGUUCUUGUACUGGAAUAUCAUGCAGCAACCUGCACAGAUUAAUUUCAUGCCCUGUGCAACAGUAAAGCAGCCCUCCCUUCCCCUGUAUACCCUUCCAUUCCUGUGCUUACUAGCAGAGCGUUCACUGAGAAACCAAGCUUAAGAAUGUAAUUAUAGCAAGGCUGAGUUGGACAUGAAUCAUUUACCACAACCAGUGCAAUUAUUUCUCCAGUAUUUUUACUUCACGCCUUUUUCUAUGGCCUGUUUUGCUACAUUAUGGAACUUGUGGGUUACACGAGCAUAUCAGUCCUUCCAGGCCUCCUAUUUUAGGAUACUGGGUAGACUUGUUGUACAUGAUUCAUUCUGGUAUUAACCAAAUAAAGGGAAACAAAUUCUGGUGUCUUUUUGCCUUCCAAAGCUCUGCAUAACCUGAAAAGUGCCAUUAGGUAACUACUCUUUUUCAUUUUUUAUAGUGACUUUUUUUUAUUAUUCUUGCCAAGAAGCACACAGAAACUGUUUUCUUUGAGAUGCCCCAAAGUGCUCUGAGUCUCUGGGAGAAGCAGCUGUGGGUGGUAUGGGAGGCAGCAUGAUCACAGUCUGUGUUACAGCGGCCUUUGGAAGGAAGGAUUUUGCUGGGUAUUUAACAUUUGGACUGACUCACCUGACAGCACUGAAGAAAGCACAGCACAAGCUUGGUGUGCCCCAGCUUGCAAGGGGACAGAUGGGUCACGGCUGGAUUGCUUUUCUGUUCCCCCCAGCUCCUGUAGGCUGGGAGAAGGGAGGGAAGUUUUCUGCCCCCUCCAGCAGCUCUGUCUCUGCACCUGUACCCCAAAGACAGACCUUCUCUGAAGCACAUCAUGGUAGUAGUGAUAGUAAUAAUAAUAAUAAAAACACUAGUGAGAGUGCCAUGGUUGCCAGUAAACACACCUUAUAUCUUAUCCCUUAAUUCUGGUGCCACUUUGCAGAGGUGGUUGGCAAGUUAGAGAGUAGCAGUUUGUAAAUACCUUUAGAUAGUGUGUUUUAACAUGACCAACACCAUAUCUUGACUGUGUAAAAAAUACAUUGUGUGUAAUAAUAUCCAGAUAAGGUUAUAAUGUAAAUAUAGCUACAAUGAAUGUCCAAUUACUCUUCAAGCUCUAUGUAUGAGGAAAAACCUCAUGUCUUCUUGAGACUUUUUUUUUAACUUAAGGGUAUGGAAAACCUGUUACUCAUUUGUAUAAAUAAACCAACUGCAUUCUUUUCUUCAAAAGAAAAUACUCUGCAAGAGAGAAGGGAAUGCAUUAUAUGUAUGUGAUAUCCAAAUUCAUAUGGUAAAAGUGGGAACUGAGGAUCUUACAAGUCGGGGACUGGUCAAAUUCUUGAUGCCGUACAUUUGAUCUCAUAUAAAUAAGAUAAGCACAAGUUUAUGGUUAGCUGAGUAAAGCUGACCCACUUGAUUAUAUACAUUAUAGAUAUAUAUUUAUAUAUGCUGUAUCGAUGUAUACACAUUAUACACAACAUUCAUACAGUGAAAGCAAGGUCUGACAAAGUCAUAUUAACUGGGAAUUUGGAUGUAGUGUUGUGCUCCAUUUGGAAGAAAAACAUCUGUGUUAUUCAGCAACAUUCAAAUAUAUUAUGCAGGAUGAAGGAAGGUGUUUCACCAAAACAACUCAUGAAGGACUGAGGCAAUGAGGGUUUGAAAUAUCCAGAAGACAAUUAAAAUUACAUGCAAUAUAUGUGUAUGUACUUCUGCUGAGUUGUAUUCCUAGUUAAAGCAUUGCAUUAAACAGCAAAUUAUAAUAAAAAUGUUUUUGUAUGUGG